Trichomonas vaginalis G3 is the source of this 900-nucleotide messenger RNA. RefSeq lists its product as uncharacterized. The record is from RefSeq and is a predicted model, not a curated record. The transcript has a single exon. Lineage: Eukaryota; Parabasalia; Trichomonadida; Trichomonadidae. The coding region runs from base 1 to 900 and encodes 299 amino acids.
AUGGCAUCGAAACCGACAUCAGGUGAUGAGAUUAUUCUUUGUACACUUUCAGAAAAAGAUAAAGAUAAAGAGGUUAAGACACUAGAACAAAUAAUUGGUCAUGAUAACAAUUUUUCAAAUAAACAAAUCUAUUUUGCAAUUCCCCUCUCCAAUAAAGAGCAAAUUGAUGACUUUCUUAAAAAUCACAAAGAUUGUGUUUUAUUUCAACUACCAAAAUCGAAGAAAAAGUUUAAUUGUUUAAAUAAAAUUAAUUCAUUUGAAAUUCUUCUUGAAGACGAACAGAAAGAUCUUAACUAUAUAGAUUCACAGUACUUACAUGUUAAAUCUAGUAAUCCAUCUUUUAUAUCAUAUUAUAUUCUAAAUAACGAACUAAUUUCAAAAGAUACCAUAGUUUCUUCAUUAAAAUCUAAUUCAAUUGGCUUUUUAACCUUUGACAAUUCUUCAAACCCUUCAAAAAAGCCGACUACAGUAAAAUUUUCGAUUCAGGAAGGAGAAAAAACAUUCGAAAUCCCAAUUUACGAUGGAAUGCGUAUGAAUGAUAUAGAAGUUAUAUUAAGUAAUAUUUGGCCCUCUUUUGAAGACAAUGAUCUCGUUUUCAAAUCAGAGAAUAAAAUUAUUGAUAAUAUUGAAGAUAUUAUAUCUUCAGAAAAUGUUUCUGUUGAAAUUGCUCUCCAAGAUUUCACAAUUAAAGUAAUUGCAAGAAAAACACGAAAUCACCAAAUUCCAAUGAAUCCACGCAAGAAAGUUCAAGAUUUGUUAUGUAAAAUUAAUGAAUUAGAACCAGAUACACUGACCAAACCAUUUAAAUUGAUGAGCAAUGGAACAAAUUACGUCGAAAAACCUGAAACGCUUCUCAAAGAUAUAGAUGUAACUAUGUACCUCAACUAUGUGCGCCAAUAG